UGCGGGAGGGCCGCCGCGGGAAGCACGGCGCCCGCAUGAGCCUGCUGGGGAAGCCGCUGUCGUACAGCAGCGGACCGAGCUGCCGCAGGAACGCCAAGUACCGCCGCCUGCAGAACUACCUGUACAACGUGCUGGAGCGGCCCCGCGGAUGGGCCUUCGUCUAUCACGCCUUCGUUUUUCUCCUUGUGUUUGGUUGCUUGAUUUUGUCCGUGUUUUCUACUAUUCCUGAACACACAAAACUUGCCUCUGGUUGUCUCUUCAUUUUGGAAUUUGUCAUGAUUGUUGUCUUUGGUUUGGAAUUUAUAAUUCGUAUCUGGUCUGCUGGGUGCUGCUGUCGAUACCGAGGAUGGCAAGGAAGACUGCGCUUUGCAAGGAAGCCCUUCUGUGUGAUAGACAUCAUUGUUCUCAUCGCUUCAAUAGCAGUUGUUUCUGCAAAAACUCAAGGUAACAUUUUUGCAACAUCAGCACUGAGAAGUCUUCGUUUCCUACAGAUCCUUCGUAUGGUGCGCAUGGACCGAAGAGGAGGCACUUGGAAAUUAUUAGGUUCUGUAGUUUAUGCACAUAGCAAGGAAUUAAUCACAGCCUGGUACAUAGGAUUUUUAGUACUCAUCUUUUCAUCUUUCCUGGUUUAUUUGGUGGAAAAAGAUGAAAAUACCGAAUUCUCCACAUAUGCAGAUGCUCUCUGGUGGGGCACAAUCACAUUGACAACCAUUGGCUAUGGAGACAAAACUCCUCUUACUUGGCUUGGAAGGUUGCUUUCUGCGGGAUUUGCUCUACUUGGCAUUUCUUUCUUUGCACUACCUGCUGGCAUCCUUGGCUCAGGAUUUGCAUUGAAAGUGCAGGAACAGCAUCGUCAGAAACAUUUUGAGAAAAGAAGGAAUCCAGCUGCAAGCCUAAUUCAGUGUGUAUGGCGUAGUUAUGCUGCUGAUGAGAAAUCGGUUUCUAUUGCUACCUGGAAGCCUCAUUUGAAGGCCUUGCAUACCUGCAGCCCUACAAAUCAAAAGCUAAGUUUUAAGGAGCGGGUCCGGAUGGCCAGCCCACGAGGUCAAAGCAUUAAAAGCAGGCAAUCUUCAGUGGGAGAUCGCCGGUCACCGAGUGCUGACAUUGCCACCGAGGGCAGCCCGACCAAAGUGCAGAAGAGCUGGAGCUUCAACGACCGAACCCGCUUCAGGCCCUCGCUGCGGCUGAAGAGCUCCCAGCCCAAACCCAUGGUCGAUGCUGACACCAGUCUUGGAACAGAUGAUGUUUAUGAUGACAAAGGGUGCCAGUGUGAUGUGUCUGUAGAAGAUCUCACCCCCGCUCUUAAAACUGUCAUUAGAGCUAUCAGAAUUAUGAAGUUUCAUGUUGCAAAGAGAAAGUUUAAGGAAACGCUUCGCCCAUAUGAUGUCAAAGAUGUCAUUGAACAGUAUUCAGCAGGUCAUUUAGACAUGUUAUGCAGGAUUAAGAGUCUUCAGUCACGUGUUGACCAAAUUCUUGGGAAAGGACAAAUCACAGCAGAUAAAAGAAGCAGAGAAAAGAAUCCUGCAGAGCAUGAGACAACAGAUGAUGUCAGUAUGUUAGGGCGGGUAGUCAAAGUGGAGAAACAGGUACAAUCCAUUGAGUCAAAACUGGACUGUCUAUUGGAUAUUUAUCAACAAGUUUUGCGAAAAGGAUCUGCAUCCGCCCUCACUUUGGCUUCAUUUCAAAUGCCAGCUUUUGAGUGUGAGCAGACUUCUGAUUAUCAGAGUCCAUCAGACAGCAAAGAUUUGUCUAAUGCUGCACAACUUAGUGGAUGUGUAUCCAGAUCAGCUAGUGCCAAUCUGCCUCGUGGCCUACAGCUUAUACUAACACCAAAUGAAUUUAGCACUCAGGCUUACUAUGCUUUUAGUCCAGCUAUGCAUAGUCAAGCAACACAAGUGCCAAAUGAUGGACCUGCAACAGUUAAUAAUACAUCAAACCAAAUAAACCAGACAACUAAGCCAGCAACUCCGACAACCUUACAAAUACCACCUUUCUCAUCAAUGAAGCAUAUCAAUAGGCCUGAGCCCAUUCAUAUUAUUCCUGUAACCACACAGGAAAAUAUUUCUAAUGUCACCGCUUGCCUUGUUGCAUCAAAGGAUAAUGGACAAGUUGCACAGUCCAGUGCAACAAAGGAUCUCACAUGGAGAAAAAGCCUGGAUACAGAAGGGGAACCUUUGCUCUCAGUUAAACCUGUGGUGCAAAUGGAUUUAGGAAAAUCUUUAUCUGUACAAAACCUUAUACAGUCAACAGAAGAACUGAAUAUACAGAUUGCUGGCAGUGACUCCAGUGGUUCCAGAGGUAGCCAAGAUGUAUACUCCAAAUGGAGGGAGUCAAAAUUAUUUAUAACAGAUGAAGAGUUGGAGACAGAGGCAGGGACAGAGACUACUGAAGCCAUCUCGCGCCCAUUAGUGGAAACAACUCUCUCUGCUGACUCUCUAAGGACUGGAAUAUCAAGAUCAUCUCAAAACAUCUGCAAGCCAGGGGAUGGUACAGAAGCACUCAAUCUGCUCCAUGUCAAACUCAAAUAAGUUCUGGCUUUCUUCAUUGGCUGGGUCAUUCCUCUAGUCAUACAUAUCACAGCAUGAACUGUUUUGAAAGCCUUUUCAAUAAGAUAAAAUCACAAAAAUCAGGAUGAAUCUGCAAAGCAGUUGAAUGAGCCCAUAUUUCCUAGUUGCAUGAAAAUGCAUGUCUAAGCAAUGGCUAACAUCCAAAUUUACACCUACAGUACAGCAGCCUUUCAUGUAGUACAGUAGGUUUAAAUAAUGAGUUGCCUACAAAGCUAAUGCUGCAGGAUGUAUCAAAAAACAAAAAUUUGAGAAUUUAGAC
Molecule: messenger RNA, 2826 nt
Organism: Ficedula albicollis (Collared flycatcher)
Lineage: Eukaryota; Metazoa; Chordata; Aves; Passeriformes; Muscicapidae
Gene: KCNQ5
Product: potassium voltage-gated channel subfamily Q member 5
Exons: 13
Coding region: 36-2528 (830 amino acids)
Biological process (GO): transmembrane transport; potassium ion transport
Cellular component (GO): membrane
Molecular function (GO): voltage-gated potassium channel activity
Source: RefSeq, a predicted model, not a curated record